Messenger RNA from Nicotiana attenuata, 1088 nucleotides. RefSeq lists its product as uncharacterized. The transcript is spliced from 3 exons. The record is from RefSeq and is a predicted model, not a curated record. The coding region runs from base 201 to 908 and encodes 235 amino acids. NCBI's taxonomy places the organism in Eukaryota, Viridiplantae, Streptophyta, Magnoliopsida, Solanales, Solanaceae.
CUCAAUACAAGUUCACCCUCUUUCUCUAAAUUGAUACAAUCUAUUUUUCAUUCCAAUUCCCUGUAAUCGCGCAAAAAAUCAGAAUCCUCCUCACCCACAACGCUGCUUCCUCCUUCCCUAAUCUCGGGUAAACCCUAAUAUCAUCUACAUUGUACUGAUUUGUUUCUAUAAUUAGUGUGUACCCAAGUCGUAUUCUCACAAUGUCUGAGAAUACACCUCGCAAGUUGAUUACUAGAGGUAUACCCACUAAAAUCCUCAAUUUCAAUGGGCCCUCUUUCUCCUUGCAAAUCACUCAAGGGGAAUUGGAUGCAGGUUUAGCCAAAAAUAUGGCAUUGGAGAAGAGAACAAAAUCUCGACAUAAAAAUUUCAAAGAAACCCAAGUCGAGAAAUCAUUGAAGGAAACAAGACUUCCCAUUCCGGAAAAGAGGAAAAACCAUAUCUUUGAAGCUUCAUCUGCCAAGGGGAAGGAGGUUGAAGCAAGUAAAAGCUCAGAUAAAGUCGAAGAAAAGGGAAUUAAGCUUUUUGUGAAAAAACAGUCAAUAUUUGCACCGCAUAUCAGUGUAUAUACUAACACUGACAUACUCUCCGAGCUAAAAGAGAAUCUUACUCCAGAGCAGUACAAACAACUGGGUAAUACUUUUGGAAAUUUCCUUCAAAUGAAGCGUUGUGAAGUCCAACAUCAACUCUUCAGAUGCUUCAUGGCUCUCCAGUUAGAAGGAACUCCUAACAAUGUAUUUGCAAUACACGUCAAUGGUACUUCAUUACAUUUCUCAUUAAGGGAGUUUGCGCUUGUGACUGGCCUCAAAUGUUUUGGUAAUGAUGUUGAUUUUGGUUUAGUGAAAAGGUUUCUAACCGGCUUAUUGAGACUUACUUUGGAGGUGUCAAUCUUGUCAAGAAGAAACAUUUGAUGAAAUGCUUUGCUGACAAGAACUGGGGUCACGACAACGAUGGUGAUGCCUUGAAGAUAGCUUUGUUGUAUUUCAUACACACCUUCAUUUUAAGGAUACAUCCCGAAUUCUCUGUUCUCUUUUUUCAACCCUACAUACACCCUGUAACCCAUAUCAUUGUGUAUUUCCAUUGGCGUGCAA